This is a messenger RNA of Lycium ferocissimum, 996 nucleotides long. RefSeq lists its product as uncharacterized. The record is from RefSeq and is a predicted model, not a curated record. Lineage: Eukaryota; Viridiplantae; Streptophyta; Magnoliopsida; Solanales; Solanaceae. The transcript is spliced from 2 exons. Bases 1 to 996 code for a protein of 331 amino acids.
AUGCAGCAAGUCAUUGCUUCUAUUAUUAUUGAUGCUCAGGCUGGUUUUAUCCCGGGAAGAAAGGUGGCAGAUAAUAUUAUUCUUGCACAUGGUCAAAAAGUGAAAGCCUACACAAGAAAACAUAUCUCAGCAAGAUGUAUGAUCAAGGUGGAUAUCCAAAAGGCUUAUGAUACUGUGGAUUGGAGAUUUCUGCAUCAAGUCAUGGAAGGGUUGGGAUUCCCUCAGAAGUUCUUGAAGUGGGUACAUGAAUAUGAUCUUUUGCUAUAUGUAAGGGGUGAUGCAACAUCUGUGGCCUUAUUACAUGAGAAAUUCAGCAUCUUCUCAGCUGCAUCAGGCUUGCAAGCAAAUCUAAACAAGAGUGCAGUAUACUAUGGAGGAGUGACAAAUACAGUAAAGCAGGAGAUACAGACCAUAAUGGGAUAUACUGAAGGAACACUACCCUUCACUUAUCUAAGAGUGCCACUCUCAAUUAGAAAACUGAAGAUUCUGGAAUGGCAACCACUCAUCAACAGGAUUGUAUCCAAGGUUUCCUCUUGGACAGCCAAGAAAUUAUCUUAUGCAGGGAGAGUGCAAUUGGUGAAAUCAGUGUUAUUUGGCAUUCAGUCCUACUGGGCACAAAUGUUUAUACUACCAGCAAAGGUGAUGAAAACAAUUGAAGCCUAUUGUAGGAGCUAUAUAUGGUCAGGGACAAAUGAGAUAACUAGGAAAGCAUUAGUAUCCUGGAGUAGACUAUGUCUCCCGAAAACAGUAGGUGGGCUCAACAUUACUAAUUUGAAAAAUUGGAACAAAGCAGUUGUUACAAAGACCUGUUGGGACCUGGCUAUCAAGAAAGAUACUCUAUGGAUAAAAUGGAUCCACUCCCAUUAUGUGAAAAACCAAAAUUUUGCAAUCAUGCCACUGCCUCAACAUGCUAGCUGGAUGGUUAAGAAGAUUUUGAAGUCAAGAGAUCAAUUGGUGAGCUGCAAAAUAAUACUCAAGGCAAGAAGAGUCCAUUAG